AUGUCUGCCCCGCAUCCCCUCUGCCCCCUCUCGGGUGCGGAGAUCCAAGCCGCUGCACAGUUAAUCCAGACUUGUUGGCCACAGUCUGUCUCUCUUCAGUUCAAGGUGGUGACGCUCAGCGAACCAGCCAAGGCUGAACUGGCGCCUUACUUGGAUGCGAGUGACAGAGGACAGUCUCCGCCCCAACCUGAUCGUCGUGCUUUCCUGGCUUACUACGUUAGGGGGACGGACCUCUUCCAUGAAGCCGUUGUCAAUUUGACGACAGGGAAGGUUGAAAGCAACGUCAAGCUGGGAGCCAACGUCCACGGCAACGUCGACUAUGACGAGGCAGAGAUUGUGGAGAAGAUUGCCCUCAAGGACCCCAAGGUCCUGGCCGAGAUCAAGAAACUCGAACUUCCAGAGGGCGCCGUUGUCUGCGCUGAUCCUUGGAUUUACGGGUCGGAUGGCGUCAACGACGACGAGCGUCUCUAUCAGGUUUUCCUCUACAUGAGAGACCCGAACAACAGCGCCGAGCCUGACUCAAACCACUACGCGUUCCCGCUUCCUAUCUUGCCCGUUGUCGAAUGCAACGAGUACAGGAUCAUCCGCAUCGACAUCUUGCCGACCGGUGCGGACAACACCAUCAAGCCUCUGAGCCCUUAUAAGCCCAAACCCGGAAACGAGUACAUCCCAGAAUGUCAGAAUCUCCGCAAAGAUCUCAAGCCACUUCACGUCAGCCAGCCUGAGGGACCUAGUUUCACUGUCACCCCUGUCGGAGAGACCGGUAAUGUUGUUAAAUGGCAGAAAUGGAGUUUCUUCGUUGGAUUCAACCAGCGUGAAGGUAUGGUGCUUUACAACGUCAAGUAUAAUGGCCGUUCGCUGUUCUACAGGCUAUCCCUCUCGGAGAUGAGUGUGCCAUACGGUGACCCUCGCCACCCUUUCCACAAGAAGGCCGCCUUCGACCUGGGUGACGCGGGUGCCGGCACCACCGCCAACAACCUCCAGCUGGGCUGUGACUGCCUUGGAAGCAUCCAGUAUCUCAGCGGCGUCGUCACCAAUGACCGCGGCCAGCCGGAACCCAGGGAAAACUGCAUCUGCAUCCACGAGCAGGACGCCGGGAUCUCCUGGAAGCACACCAACUACCGGACGGGACGGGCUGCCGUCGUCCGAUCUCGGGAACUGGUUCUUCAGAGCAUCAUCACCGUCUCCAACUACGAGUACAUCCUCAUGUUCAUCUUCAACCAGGCGGGCGAAGUGACCUACGAGGUCCGGGCCACAGGCAUUCUCUCUACGCAGCCCAUCGACCACGAACUAGACAAGGUAGGCACGUCGUUCGGCACCGUCGUCCAUCCCGGCGUUCUUGCCUGCCACCAUCAGCACAUCUUCUCCCUGCGCGUCGACCCGAUGAUCGACGGCCACACCAACCAGCUGGUCUACUCGGAAGCUCACAAGAUGCCGCGGGAUCCCGAAUGGAACCCCCACGGCACCGGGUACGAAGUCGUGGACAAGGUCGUAGAGAAGACGGCAGGCCUGGACCUCGACGUCGACUCGAAUAGGACGUUCAAGAUCACCAACCCGAACUCGUUGAACCCCGUCAACGGCAAGCCGGUGGCCUACAAGAUUGUGGCCCCGCCCUUCCAGAAGCUCAUGAGCGACAACGACAGCUUCAACUACAAGCGCGCCGAGUUCGCGGACCACAACAUCUACGUCACGACCCACAGAGACCGGGAGCUCUACGCGGGUGGCUGGCACACGAACCAGUCCCGCGGAGGGACCGGCGUCCGAGGCUGGUCGCAGCGCAACGAGACCCUGACGCCCGAGUCGGACAUUGUGGUCUGGGUGCAGUUCGGCAUCAACCACGUGCCGAGAAUCGAGGAUUUCCCCGUGAUGCCGGUCGAGAUCUUGAAGGUGCACUUGAAGCCGGUCAACUUCUUUGACAAGAACCCCGCUCUGGACGUACCCCCGAGCCAGCAGAGUUUCAACAAGAGCACCUUGGUGGAAUCGAGCAAGGAUGUUGGCGGCGCAGGCAAUGAUGGUUGCGGCUGUGGGUCACCGUCAUCAAAGCUCUGA
Colletotrichum graminicola M1.001 is the source of this 2049-nucleotide messenger RNA. RefSeq names its product copper amine oxidase. Gene Ontology annotation, molecular function: primary methylamine oxidase activity; copper ion binding; quinone binding. The record is from RefSeq and is a predicted model, not a curated record. Gene Ontology annotation, biological process: amine metabolic process. Lineage: Eukaryota; Fungi; Ascomycota; Sordariomycetes; Glomerellales; Glomerellaceae. The transcript has 4 exons. Bases 1 to 2049 code for a protein of 682 amino acids.